This is a messenger RNA of Drosophila subpulchrella, 969 nucleotides long. Its product is annotated as integumentary mucin C.1. The record is from RefSeq and is a predicted model, not a curated record. The transcript has a single exon. Lineage: Eukaryota; Metazoa; Arthropoda; Insecta; Diptera; Drosophilidae. Bases 352 to 654 code for a protein of 100 amino acids.
AACCGAGUUAUUACUAAAUAUUUGAUAAAACGUUAUUUCGGCUUCCGUUUUUUUGAUCCAAACAAAGCUGCAUAUAUGUCUGUAUUUACUUUAACUACUUAAAGACAUUUGUUAAUAUACAAAAGUUUAAAGCUAAUACGGCAGUCAAAGUCAAGGUUGUGCAUCGAGAUAGAAACUGCUCGAAACAUCUCAUGUCUUACCACAAAUCUGCAGAGUCUUGGCCUUGCGAGCAGAUGUUUUUGUACGUCUAUUGUAGCGACAUAUAAUAGAAUAAAUAAGAUUAUAAGUACCCGACUUGAGUGGCUUAGAAUCAUUUACUGUUUUGAAGUCGGUCCACAGACAACUUCUGUAAUGAAAUACUUUGUGAUCUGUGCUUUUGCUGCUUUAGUCCUUCUUCAGGCUGCAUCGGGUUUUAAGCGAGUUGUCUAUGUGAUGCCUGUAACCACCACAAACACGACCACGACCACGACCACAAAUACGCCAUCAACAUCAACGAACUCCACAUCCUCUGCGAACUCUACAUCCACAACGAACACCACCACAACGGUCGUGACUCAGAAUAUAGUCUACUGCUCCUGGAAGAACAACUGGUGCCGUCCCACCUCGAACACCACGAGGGUUUGCAAAUGGGGCAUCUGCAAGCUCUUCGGUUAAAUCAAUAGUCAAUAAAAUACGUUUGCCAUGUUUUAGCACAAAUUUCUUGGGUUUUAUUUGAAAGUCUGGCUUGGUCAAAAAAGAGACUUGCUGGAACGGUUUCAUUCUUAACUUGAUACUGGGAAAACCACACGGAUCUGACCCGCUGCAUUAUAAGGCUCAUAUAUGAAAGCGUUAGCAAAAAUAAUAAUCCAUACUAGUCUUAGUGGCUAACUAAAUUCGAUUCAUGCAAAUCAUCGCCUAAUAGGGUUAAAGCUUAGUGGGUUAGCGCUAGGAGAUAAAGUAGAGGCGUGAUUUGGGUUACUUGUGUGAAUA